This is a messenger RNA of Solea senegalensis (Senegalese sole), 1516 nucleotides long. RefSeq names its product cytochrome b5 (gene cyb5a). Gene Ontology annotation, cellular component: intracellular membrane-bounded organelle; membrane. NCBI's taxonomy places the organism in Eukaryota, Metazoa, Chordata, Actinopteri, Pleuronectiformes, Soleidae. Bases 196 to 612 code for a protein of 138 amino acids. The transcript has 5 exons. The record is from RefSeq and is a predicted model, not a curated record. Gene Ontology annotation, molecular function: heme binding.
GAAACUUCAGGGCUGUUGACACAUUAAGUGGGUUAAAUGUUGAAGUGUUUUGUGCAGAGUCACGGUCCUCACUCACUCACCGGGUGGAUUAUAUAACGUCACCGCCGCCUCCUCCGCGCCUCUGUCCGCUGCUCACUGUUCGGCUCACACCGCGGCUCGCUGCUCCGUAACUAUCCAAACUUCCGGGGACCACAGAUGGGUGAACAGGAGGAGACGAGCGCGGACGGAGUUAAGUACUACAGGCUGUCGGAGAUCGAGAAGCAGAAUUUCUACAAGUCAACGUGGAUCAUCAUCCACAACAAAGUCUACGAUGUCACCAAGUUUCUGGAAGAGCACCCUGGAGGAGAGGAGGUGUUACGGGAGCAGGCCGGAGGAAACGCCACGGAGAGUUUUGAGGACGUGGGACAUUCUAGCGACGCUAGAGAGAUGGCGAGCAGCAUGCUGAUCGGAGAAGUGCACCCGGACGACAGAGCAAAAUUAAACAAACCUGAGGAAACACUGCUGACCACUGUGAAGGAGGAGAGCAGCUGGUGGUCUAACCUGUUGAUUCCGUCUCUGGUCGCCGCCAUCGUCACGCUGCUGUACCGCAUCGUCACCAUGGAGACUGAGUGACAUCAUCACACCUGUGAAAUUGAUAGCCGUGGCUCCUCCUAUUCUGGACCAACCACUAAACCUCUGUGCUGCGGUUGUUACCCACAAUGCCCUGCGGCGGCGAGCUACCAAUCAUAAAGCGUUCUUAUGUUAAUGAAGUCAUUCUUUGUUCUAUUUCAAUGUAAACAAGCAUGUGAACUUGUGACCAGAGCAUCAUCACAUGACUGUCAUGUGACCUGAGUCUCACUCAGAAGUAAACACUGAACUCUGGAUUGAAAAUUAUUCCACAUAUUCAUUGUCUGAUUAUUUUUUUAUUUUGUUGUUUUUUUAACUUCCUGUGAAAAUCAUAACUUCCUGUUCUGACCUGUGACCUCACUUCAAUCACUGAUUUUAUCUGUGGACUUUGGUGUGGGAGAGUGAGUGCUUUUCCCACAGGAAACAGAAGUUUGUAAACCACUCACUCUCCCACACCAAAGUCCACAGAGAAAAUCAGUGAUUUUGUGGGGACAUAGGUGCUGCUGGUCCUCUGCUGCCUCGUGUGGUCACUUUGUGUCACUGAGGUAAAUCUGAAUGAAGGAUUUUAAGUGCAGAAGUGACAAAAUCAGACAUUUGUAUGUUUGCGAUCAAUAGUCGUCUCUCACAUGGAAACUAUCACUGUUGUCCUCUGUCCACCUGACCUGAGGGGGGCGCUACAGACCAGGACAUGAAGUGAUUAUCACAGUUUCUUCUGUUUGAGUCUGAACUGAUGAAAAGAAAAAUGAGAAAUUAAUUAAUCUGAAUAUUAUUUUUUAAAAAAUGUUAAAUGAGACUGAACAGAACCUGCAGCACCACCUGGUGGAUGUUUAAUGUCAACCCGUCAGUAACUGUUGACAGACGUCAACGCUCUCCCUGUUCUAAUCAAAAAAUAAAUUUUUUAAAAAACAAA